Hypanus sabinus (Atlantic stingray) is the source of this 1924-nucleotide messenger RNA. Its product is annotated as testis-expressed protein 264 homolog. Lineage: Eukaryota; Metazoa; Chordata; Chondrichthyes; Myliobatiformes; Dasyatidae. The transcript has 4 exons. The coding region runs from base 758 to 1693 and encodes 311 amino acids. Gene Ontology annotation, cellular component: replication fork; nucleus; endoplasmic reticulum membrane. Gene Ontology annotation, biological process: reticulophagy; protein-DNA covalent cross-linking repair. The record is from RefSeq and is a predicted model, not a curated record.
AUUUACAAUUACCAACAACCUACUAAUCAGUUGUUCUUUGGAACAUGGGAGUAAACUGGAGCAUCCAGAGGAGUCCACAAGCAUAUGGGAAGAAUAUACAAACUUUCUUACAGAGGAUGCCAGAAUUGAACUCCAAACUCUACACAAGAUCCUGAGAGAUUUGGGGAGUAUGUUUCCUCUAGAAUCAGGAAUCGACUAACCAAGAAUGCUGUUUGCUUUUCUUACCAUCCUAUCAACCUCUGUAACCACUUUCAGGGAGCUGAGGUCUUGGACCCCGAGAUCCCUCCACACAUCAACGUUCGAUAUGAUCUCCCAAAAUGCACGACUUCACGUCUGGCCAGAUUAAACUUCAUCUGUCAUUUCUCCACCCAUAUCUGCAACUGAUCUAUACCCUGCUGGGUCCUUUGGCAGUCUUCUGCACUACUCAAAACACUAUCAAUCGUCAGGUUGUCUGCAUCACAAACAGUCAACCAGCAUGGAUCUCUGUGCAGAACACCACUAGGCGCAGACCUCCAGCGAGAAUGUCCCAUAAAGCACUCUCCUCUGUGGAGAGGAUGUCUCCAGGAGUGGGGGAGUGCAGGGCCGCGGGGAGAAUGGGGUUGAGAGGGGUCACGGGCCAGCUCGCGCCACUGUCACCUGGUACCUCGCGCCUUUCCGUCCGCCCGUCACGUCACCUCCUCCAACCGCCGCCCCCAGCACGCGCCGCGUCACUCCGCCCGGGAUUUCCCUCCACUGUUCCACCAGCUCCCUCGUCACCAUGUCGGAUCUGAGCCUCCUGGCCCUGAUCACCCUGCUCCUGACCUUCCUCCUGCUCGCUACCCUGUUGGCUUUGGCCUUGUACUCCGGCCUGUUAGCCAAGGUAUCGGUACGUUCCGGUCCAUCACCCUUCGGCGCCCUUACCCUGGCCUACAAAUACAAGCAAGGCCCGUACCGGGAGGGGGGCCACCUCUUUACAGAGAGCACCAGCAUCGCGCCGAAGCUGAACUGUAUCGGGAUUUACUACGACGACCCUCAGCAGGUUCCAGAAGAAAGUUUGAGAUAUAUAGCAGGGACCAUCCUGAGUGAAGGUGAUGAGAAGCCAUCUGAAGAACUGGUCAAACUUUUUGAGAAGUUUGGCUUUAGAAUAUUCUCUUUCCCAGAAGUCACACAUGUUGUUAUGACCACAUUCCCUUUCAAGACCUUCCUCUCACUGCAUCUGGCAAUGUACCGAGUGUACCCAGUUCUGAAUAACUAUAUUAAGGAACGGAAGCUAUGUGCUCACCCCUGUCUGGAGAUCUACUGUGGGGAAAUUAUCUACUAUGUCUGCCCUUUGGCACGUCAGAGUGACUUUUAUGUUCCUGAAGUAAAGAAUGCUGACAAGAAACAGAAAGAAGAGGACACAGAUGAUGCUCGUACAGAUCUUGCAGAUUCGUUUAGCGACAGCAGCUCGCUGACGUACGAGGCCUUCACGGAGAGCAGGGAAACCUCCCUGAUGCUGCCUGUCACACCUGGCACAGCCAGCGGGGAGAUGGAGGACAGUGAUUGGAGUGAGUCGGUGGCCAGCAGCUCGUCCUUCGAAGAAAUUGAGCUGGAGUCACAGGGUAAUGGGAAGCGGCCCAACGUCUCUCAGCCUGCUGAUCCAGAAGACAAGGAACCCACUCAACUGACUAACACAAAAAGAUAUCUGCAUAUCAGGAGAACAGAGGAGGAAUGAAAAUAGAAAUACGAAUAAAUCUUGAUUCAAUUGGCUCCAUGCAGGCAACUUCUCCCAGCACCAGACCCGUGAACGCUUGUUGCAACAUUAAAUAAAAGUUUUGAAAUUAUGGUUGGAUUCAGAGUAAAGAUGGAAAUGUAUCAGAAUGUGUACAAUAUUGUAUUUGUGAGCUUGAGUAUUAUUACUAGUUCUUUAAAUAAAUCCAAAUAAUUUGUUUUUUCACAUUUAAAA